AUGGCGCCAUGCAACUUUCAACCGCAGCAUUGUGUAAAUGGCCUGCUUCAUGGCCUAGCCGCCUCUAUUCCGUCUUAUCAUAAUACCUCUACCGCGUUUCUCGAAUUCAUCAACGAUACUCGUGGUGAUACAUGGAAUCUCAAAGUCCCGCGAUACAACGAUGCCUUUCUGAACGGUGAAACAUCGUAUCCUGCCUUUGUUGAGUCUUCACAUCCUGAGGAUGCGGUUACAGACUCUGAAAUCGAUGACACCGGACCAGUCAUCCGUGCUUCCCUUCCCUUAGUGGCCGAUGACGGUUGGACAAAUCUCCUAGGGUUUCGUGGCAAUGGUACCAUUUAUGAUGCGCGCUACGCAUGCAUUCAGCCGGAGUUCCAAGGGCUGAACUUCUCAGGCUCUAGUGGACCGUACCCCGGGGAUCUGAGCCUCUCUGGCAGUGUUCGCCCAGUGAGGUCAUUAGGCACCUCUCUCAUCCUUCCUCCAGAUAACAGAUUUACUAAAUUCGGGUGCCGCGUGAUUUCGGAUGGUAAACUUGGAAACUGGCCCAUGACUGUUUGUAUACUCGACCCUGGUGUUGGUGGGUUUCUUAGCGCUGUCGAUCCAUCAUAUAACACAUCCCUUCACUAUGAUUACGUCCGCGUCGACGCCAAGGAAGGUGGCUAUUCGACUCAAUCGACAGCUCAUGAGUUUGAUCAUAUGCUCAACAAAGUUCCGAUCCCAGUUGGACCUGCCUACCUUAUCCUAAAUAUGACCAACACCUCGGGCUAUAGUAUCGACACCACCUCCUUUCCGAUAAGGUUUGGCAUUACUGAAGAUUGGCAAUUGGGUCCACACAGCCAGUGGCUUAGCAUGACAUCUUCUCAGCCAGACAGCGUUCUGAUUUCCAAUGACACGGGGGACCUAGUCCCCGUGCUGGAUCACGUUUGGUCUAUUGAUGCAACUCUUUGCUAUGGAGGUUUCUACGAUACCAAGACGAUAUAUAUCGAGGCGGAUAGAAUCAGACCUGCCACCGAACCGAUAACUCUUAGUCAAGGGUUACAUCAAACUGGAGCUUCGGUGGACAGUGAUUCGGAAGAGGACCGAGGUAUUUUCCAACUCUCGUAA
Molecule: messenger RNA, 1101 nt
Organism: Exophiala bonariae
Lineage: Eukaryota; Fungi; Ascomycota; Eurotiomycetes; Chaetothyriales; Herpotrichiellaceae
Exons: 2
Coding region: 1-1101 (366 amino acids)
Source: RefSeq, a predicted model, not a curated record